GAGAGAGAGAGAGAGAGAGAGAGACCUCGGGUUACAGGCGCAGAGGGAGUGUAUCGCGCUCACACACGCUGGAACUUCACUGAAGGCAGAAGGCAGAAAAGAGGAAAAGAAGCUAAAAUAUCCAGAGAGAGAUAAAAUGAGCAGUCAGUUCGAGGACGAUGCGCGCGACAGAAACGAGUGUAAAAGCAAAUCUCCGACUGUCCUCUCCUCCUACUGUAUCGAGAGCAUUCUGGGCCGGAGGAGCCCCUGCAAAGUCCGACUGGUGGGCUCGCAAAGUUUAACAGCGCGGCUGGAGCAUGAGCAGCCUUCUGAAGUUUCCAGCAAAGAGCUCUCCUUUGACUCGGACCUGCACCUUCCGCCCAAACUGCGGCGGCUCUACGGCCCCGGAGGAAAAUACCUGGACACCAGCAGGGUGUUUCAGGAGCCCGGGGAGAAAGGGGAGCUCGGCUGCGAGGGGAUGAAGAUCAGCCAGGCGCCGCAGGUCAGCAUCAGCCGGAGCAAGUCGUACCGGGAGAACGCGCCGUUCAGCGCGCUGGAAGAGGCGCGCGGCAGCCCGGAACUGGCCGAGCUCGGAGCGCUCAAGUUCGAGGAGGACGCGGUGAAAGAGGAAGAGGAGGAGGAAGAGGAGGAGGAGGCGUGCGGAGCCGAGCAUGGCCUGUCGCCCAAGGACGAGCCGAGCCCGCGCAACGACGCAGACGUGAAGGACGGAGAGGACAGCGUGUGUCUGUCUGCGGGCAGCGACUCGGAGGAAGGCAUGCUGAAGCGGAAGCAGAGGAGAUACAGGACCACCUUCACCAGCUACCAGCUGGAGGAGCUGGAGAGGGCUUUCCAGAAGACCCACUACCCAGACGUGUUCACCAGAGAGGAGCUCGCCAUGCGGCUGGACCUCACCGAGGCGCGUGUGCAGGUGUGGUUUCAGAACCGGAGAGCAAAAUGGAGGAAGAGAGAGAAGGCAGGAGUUCAGUCUCAUCCUCCAGGUCUGCCCUUCCCUGGUCCCCUAGCAGCAGCUCACCCUCUGAGUCACUAUCUGGAGGGAGCCCCGUUUCCUCCUCACCCACACCCGGCUCUGGAGUCGGCCUGGACCGCCGCUGCAGCCGCCGCUGCAUUUCCAGGACUGGCGCCACCACAUAAUAGCUCCGCCCUUCCUCCUGCCACGCCCCUCGGCUUGGGCACCUUCCUGGGCACCGCCAUGUUUCGCCAUCCGGCUUUCAUCGGACCGACUUUUGGCAGACUUUUCUCCAGCAUGGGUCCCCUGACCAGCGCUUCCACGGCCGCUGCUCUCCUGCGCCAGGCCACGCCGCCGGUUGAAAGUCCGGUGCAGCCGCCCGCGGGCCUGUCGGACCCGCCCACCGCAUCGGCCUCUUCCUCCACCUCCACGGCUGCCGACCGCCGGGCCUCGAGCAUCGCCGCGCUACGUCUUAAAGCAAAAGAACACUCGGCUCAGCUCACUCAGCUGAACAUCCUGCCCACCAGCGCUACAGGGAAAGAGGUCUGCUGAAGCGGUCACUCUGAAAAACAAAUCCCUUACUGAAAAGAAAAGAAAAAAAAAGAAUAAUAAAGCAUGACCAAAUCCACAGUGCAGCAGCACACAGGCGAGCUACAGAACCCGAGGCCUGGAGACCUGAUGCACAGUUACAGCGCCCAUCUUCUGCACAUCCUCCAUCAGCGACCUGAACCCCAGUCUGCAAUGUAGCUCCGCUGCCAAGCGACAGCCAAUGAAAAUGUACUUAGGAAAGCUACUCCAAUUUAGGCUGUUUUUUUUUUUUUUUUUUGGGGGGGGGAGGUCUGGAAUAUGGGGACAACAGUUACACACACACACAGCACUAACUUCUCCUCUGCAAGAAGCAUCAGCUCCAGUGUGGGACCAGAGGAGGGGGUCAAUAUGCCAAAGGGAACUGCUAGAACCCUCUAAAUCACACAUCACCAAAUUCAUCAACUGAGAAAUACAACAAACAAACAAACAAACAAACAAACAAACAAACCACCCACACCCCUGUCCUCUCCAUGAAGACUUCUCGUUCAUGCCUUGUGUUAAAUAUGAUCUUCAGGGGGAAUUAACAACCAGUUUCUUCAAAGUACAAUGAUGGAGUUCAGAUUGCUUGCUCAUUGAUCUGUUAAAGAGUAGCCUAUUUGUACACACACACACACACACACACACACACACACACACACACACAAGCACAGUCAAGAUGAUUAAUUGAAUAUGGGGGGGGGGGGGAACCUUAAGCUUAAAAAAGGUGUACACUUGAAAACAUUGAAAUUCAACUUGAUGUAGUAUUGUAUGAAAUGAAUGUUUCCUAGUAGAGCUCAACUUAUGUUCAUUUGACAGAACUUUAGGUUAGUUAGAUGAUUAUUUAUGUCUACCCUGUGGACUGUUCAAAUCCACAGCAGGACACACUGAUGUUCCACGAAAGACUCUUCUGGGUUUUGUUGUUGUGGAUUUUUUUUGUUUGUUUUUUUUUGCAAA
This is a messenger RNA of Neoarius graeffei (lesser salmon catfish), 2467 nucleotides long. It is a transcript of the gene arxa, whose product is annotated as aristaless related homeobox a. The transcript is spliced from 5 exons. The coding region runs from base 137 to 1498 and encodes 453 amino acids. Lineage: Eukaryota; Metazoa; Chordata; Actinopteri; Siluriformes; Ariidae. Gene Ontology annotation, molecular function: RNA polymerase II transcription regulatory region sequence-specific DNA binding; DNA-binding transcription factor activity, RNA polymerase II-specific. Gene Ontology annotation, biological process: regulation of transcription by RNA polymerase II. The record is from RefSeq and is a predicted model, not a curated record.